AUGACAUCAUCUUUUCUCAUAUCACCUUCACCACCAACAGGAAAUAAUCGCCGUAUUGAACUAGCUGGUAUCGAUUUAUGGAUCCUGGCACGUAUCGAUCAUGUAUUUGUUUAUCCUUCGGAAAUAAAUAUUGAUAAAUUUAAAGAAGCACUUAGUCGAACUCUUUCUCUGUGGCCAUUUGUGGCUGGUCGUAUUCUGUUAGAGAAUNGACAUGGUUCUUCGAGACGAUUCUCUUCAUAA
Messenger RNA from Rotaria sp. Silwood2, 240 nucleotides. Lineage: Eukaryota; Metazoa; Rotifera; Eurotatoria; Philodinida; Philodinidae. The record is from the annotation of a GenBank genome assembly.